Molecule: messenger RNA, 1035 nt
Organism: Microthlaspi erraticum
Lineage: Eukaryota; Viridiplantae; Streptophyta; Magnoliopsida; Brassicales; Brassicaceae
Source: the annotation of a GenBank genome assembly
AUGUGGGAAUCCAUUUGCCUGACGCUCGCGGCCACCGCCGGUAACAAUAUCGGCAAGGUUCUGCAGAAGAAGGGCACUAUUAUCCUCCCUCCUCUCUCCCUCAAGCUUAAGGUGAUAAGGGCAUAUGCUGAAAACAAACCUUGGGCUUUAGGUUUUCUUAUGGACAUUUUUGGGGCUUUGUUGAUGCUGAGAGCACUUUCACUUGCCCCUGUGUCUGUUGUUCAACCAGUCUCGGGAUGUGGACUUGCCAUUCUUUCCGUCUUUUCGCAUUUUUACUUGAAGGAAGUCAUGAAUGUUUUUGACUGGAUUGGGAUUACCGUAGCUGGCAUUGGCACCAUAGGAGUCGGUGCUGGUGGUGAGGAGCAAAAAGCAUCGCUAAUAUCUGUCUUCCAGUUGCUGUGGCUAGCAUUUGUUGUUGCCAUCUUGUUUGUGCUACUAAAUGCGUGGCUUCAUAUCUUCAAACGCCAGCGCAGAGAACAGGAGCUGGGGGAAUAUGAAGUCGUGGAAGAGAUAAUAUAUGGCUUGGAAUCUGGGAUUUUAUUCGGGAUGGCAUCUGUAGUAUCAAAGAUGGGUUUCGUAUUUGUGGAGCAGGGGUUUUCUGCAAUGUUCAUUCCCAUGUGCAUUUCCAUUAGUAUAUGCUGUAGCGGAACUGGAUUCUUCUACCAGACUCGGGGACUUAAACACGGGAGAGCAAUUGUAGUAUCAACUUGCGCUGCUGUGGCAUCAAUUGUGACAGGUGUGGUUGCAGGAAUGUUUGCUCUGGGCGAGAAAUUGCCCACUUCCCCAUCUGGACGACUUUUACUUCUCUUGGGAUGGUUACUUAUCAUGUUGGGUGUUGUAUUACUCGUGACUUCAUCGAGGCUUAUCAGACAUCUUCCACGGUCAUUCCGGCGUUCGAGACAGAGCAGUGGAGAAAGAGGUUUCAGCUUAAGGCGAACAGCUUCUCACGGACCAAAGGAUACAAACCCAAGUGCGGUUAUCCAAGCAGCAACAUUGCACCAUCUGUUAUCAACCCCAUCAAAAGAGAAAGACUAA